This is a messenger RNA of Neomonachus schauinslandi (Hawaiian monk seal), 1024 nucleotides long. It is a transcript of the gene DCTN6, whose product is annotated as dynactin subunit 6. The record is from RefSeq and is a predicted model, not a curated record. Gene Ontology annotation, biological process: mitotic spindle organization. The transcript is spliced from 7 exons. Gene Ontology annotation, molecular function: dynein complex binding. Gene Ontology annotation, cellular component: dynactin complex. Bases 63 to 635 code for a protein of 190 amino acids. NCBI's taxonomy places the organism in Eukaryota, Metazoa, Chordata, Mammalia, Carnivora, Phocidae.
AUCAUCGCUGGACCCAGGCGGUUGUGUCGAUCUCCGCUCCAAUUGGAGACAAGGUCCAAACCAUGGCGGAGAAGGCUCAAAAGAGUGUGAAGAUUGCUCCUGGAGCAGUUGUGUGUGUAGAAAGUGAAAUCCGGGGUGAUGUAACCAUAGGACCUAGGACGGUGAUCCACCCCAAAGCGAGGAUUAUUGCUGAAGCCGGGCCGAUAGUGAUUGGUGAAGGUAACCUCAUAGAAGAACAGGCGCUUAUCAUAAAUGCUCACCCUGAUAAUAUCACCCCUGAUGCUGAAGAUCCAGAACCGAAACCUAUGAUCAUUGGCACCAAUAAUGUGUUUGAAGUUGGCUGUUAUUCCCAAGCCAUGAAAAUGGGAGAUAAUAAUGUUAUUGAAUCAAAAGCAUAUGUGGGCAGAAAUGUAAUAUUGACAAGUGGUUGCAUCAUUGGGGCUUGCUGCAACCUGAAUACGUUUGAAGUCAUCCCUGAGAAUACAGUGAUCUAUGGUGCAGAUUGCCUUCGUCGGGUGCAGACUGAGCGACCACAGCCCCAGACACUACAGCUGGAUUUCCUGAUGAAAAUCUUGCCAAACUACCACCACCUAAAGAAGACUAUGAAAGGAAGCUCAACUCCAGUUAAGAAUUAAGAACAAUAUAUGACAUCAAGAUAAUAGUUUGUCUUUGACCACUGUCUUUUGAAAGGGCCACAGUGUUCCUGCAGUCUUAGCAGUUCCCAGAAUAAUACAUGCUGACUUUAUUUUGUAAAAUUGAGUCAGAGAGGAAGGUAAUGGAUUUUCACUGUAACUGUCCUCUAUAAUUUAUAUAAAAUGCAUUAUUUUCCUAUAUCCUUGCUCCUUUUCUGAGAAUUUACAGGUUUGGUUUAUUUUUCUUUUGUCAUAUAAAAUGUUGGCCCUGGAAUUUAGUUGUAUAAAAGAUUCCCCGUGAUAAGAAAGGACAUAUUGUUAUGUAUUUAUAUUCUAGCAUAUAUUGUACUAAAUAAAAAUGCUAAUGACAGGACUUUAGUGAAUAUACUUUA